AUGAAAACCUUACUGAUCGGCGCUUUUACCGCGACAGUUGCGUCGCUGUCGGCUGCAUCUUAUGGCUAUUCGUUUUCAGACACGUCGAUGGUUGAGACCAAGGAAAGGAGUACAGAUAUCACAAAGAAUGCGGAAAAUCACAUUUACGGUGGUACAGCGGCAGAUGUCAGAGACUAUCCGUCCCUCGCUAGUCUACGCGAUUCCAUAUUUCAGCAAACGUUUUGUGCCGGCGCGCUCAUUCACCCUCAAUUCAUUCUGACGGCUGGACACUGUAUUCGACACACGGAGUUUGAUAUUGUCGCCACCUUUGGAACGAAUGAUAGCGCGGGUGACAGCUCGGGUCACGCCAUUACAGUUCCAGUCGCGACCGGUUUUCGUCACCCAAUGUACCGAAAAAAGCAACACUUGUAUGACGUUGGACUGCUCAAGUUAGAGAAACCUAUCCGCCGCCCGCUGGCAAAGUUGUGCGCCAGGGAUGGUUCCGACAACGAAAUUGGUACAGAGGGUACUGUUGUCGGGUGGGGUAAGACCGAAGACAGUAAGGACAUGGGUAGCCCUAUCCUGGAAAAGCUUGUACUUCCGAUCAUUUCAAAUGCUGAGUGUGGAAAAUUCGAGAAGUAUAUUGGUCGUAUCACGGAAGGCAUGUUGUGCGCUGGUGUCGGCAAUGGGCUGGAUACGUGUAAUGGUGACUCAGGUGGUCCGUUCUUUGUUAAAAAGAACAUCCUUGUUGGCUGCGUAAGCUGGGGAAGCACAUGCGGUCAGCAACCUGGCGUCUUCACUCGUCUUACUUAUGUUAUGGACUAUAUUGAAGAUAUUUUAAACGGUGGCGACGGAAGUAAGUUUUACGUCGAGUCUUCAUUCUCCGAUUCUGCGUCAGGAUCGAUGAGUGAAGCUGCUAGAUCGAGCGAUUUAACUCCGGAAGACGAAGACGAUCCACAGUCGAGCAAUACAAGUGACGAUGCAAAGAAGAACAUACUUGGGUCAAAAGACGCGCUUAAGAGUGUUCAAGACACAGAUAGUAAUGACCAACACUCUGGCAGCGAUGCAACGUUUGACGCCACCAGCGGAAGCGACAAAACGGUCCAUAAAAAAAACGAUUUGGAACAUUUCAUGGAAAUUUUGAAUCAAUCGCCGGAGGACUCGGAGGACAUCGACAGCAAAGUUGCGGCUAUUAUGGAAGAUGUUCCCCCCAUGAGUUCAUCGGACAGCUCGGGCCUUUUCAUUCCUCCUGAGGUGCUAAAGGCUUUUGGUGUGAUAGGACAGACACGCUAUUCCGAUGACUUGGUAUCGAACACUGACGAUGCAGAGCAGAUGGAACUUUUCGAUGUCAAGAGUGGCAAUAAUAUCGAAAAUGAUGAGCCUGUUAAGGCGAAGAAAACAUCCCAGGAGAUGACACAUGAAGCUGUCGUGCCUCGUGACUCGACGACAAAUACGGACUAUUCGGUUCAGCAAAUGGACACAGCCGAACAGGUCUCAGACCUUUAA
Messenger RNA from Plasmopara halstedii, 1485 nucleotides. RefSeq names its product serine protease family. Gene Ontology annotation, biological process: proteolysis. Gene Ontology annotation, molecular function: serine-type endopeptidase activity. Bases 1 to 1485 code for a protein of 494 amino acids. The record is from RefSeq and is a predicted model, not a curated record. The transcript has a single exon. NCBI's taxonomy places the organism in Eukaryota, Oomycota, Peronosporomycetes, Peronosporales, Peronosporaceae.